Messenger RNA from Spinacia oleracea (spinach), 2442 nucleotides. RefSeq names its product protein HAIKU1. Bases 694 to 1821 code for a protein of 375 amino acids. The transcript is spliced from 2 exons. The record is from RefSeq and is a predicted model, not a curated record. Lineage: Eukaryota; Viridiplantae; Streptophyta; Magnoliopsida; Caryophyllales; Amaranthaceae.
UGCUCAAAUAAUUCCCCAAACUAAUUUUUUUUUCCCCCUAAAAAUAUCUAAACUUUUGUAUUAUUAUCCCCAGAAAAUCAUUUUCAUUUCGUUAUUGACCCACUUUUCUCCUUCUCUCUCCUCCUACUGGAUACGUUUUCCUUAAUUCAACUUUCCAUUUUCUUCCAAAAUCCCCAAAAAAAUAAUUAAAAAGAAUUUCUAGGGUUUUUCCAGUUUAUGCUAUUCAUUUUCGAUCUUCCAUGAAAUUCCCAAUUUCCGUGUGAAAGCUAGUGAUUUGACGACAAUUUUGUAGAAAAAAAAAUACAUUUCUUGUCGUCAUUUACUUCAAUUUCCCCAUAUAAUAGUCUAAACGCUGGAAUUUUUGAGUGGGUUUGAUUGGGUUUUGCAAUUUUCUGGGUAAAAGUUCAUUGUUUGUUUACUGUUGGUUUUACAGUGAGCCAUUUCAGGGUUUCGUCUGCGAAGAGAUCUGGGUGCUGUAAAUUCAUGUGAUUGCAGAAAAAGGGUAUGGUUUCUGGCUCUUUGAAAUUCAGUUUUUAGCCUUUUGUACUCGUUAUUUUCUUGGAGUUUUUAGGAUUGAGUACCCAAUUCUGGGGUGGAAUUUUGGAACAGUUGACUAUGUGUGAACACUAGUGAAAGAAUUAUAACUCGAGGUUUAUAUCAUUUUGGCUGAUUUUUGGUUGAAAGCUUAAUUAGAUGGAUAAUUCAAAUAUGUCAAAAAAUCGUCCAAAUGAGUACUUAGGUGUGAACAAGAUUGGGAAGAACAUAAGAAAGAGUCCAUUACACCAACCUAAUUUCUCUAAUAAUGGUGGUACUAAUAACAAUAAUAACCCAGCAAGGCAGCAACCACAACCCCAGGUGUAUAACAUUAGCAAGAGUGAUUUCAGGAGCAUUGUUCAGCAAUUGACAGGUUCCCCUUCUAGGCAAGAUCCUUUGCCAAGACCACCUAAUAAUCCCCCUAAACACCCGAGUAUGCGGCUUCAACGCAUUAGACCACCACCGUUGAACCCUAUUAACCGCCCUCCAAUGCCAAUGCCAAUGCCAAUGCCAAUGCCGCAAGUGGUUGCCGCUCCGGCUCCGGCCCCGGCUCCUAUUCAGGGUCCUCAUAUGGCACCACCACCUCAAGUCCCUUACAAUAAUAGACCACCGCCUCACUUUGGUCAGCGUUCCCCUAGAGGGAUGCAGCCGUUUGUUCAUGGUGAUGGAGCUUGGGGGAAUCCGGCACUCUCUCCUAUAUCAGCCUAUAUGCAGCAACUGCAAAGCUGUAUUGGUGAUGGUGGUCCUAGGUCUAAUCAAUUCCAUCAACAACCACAUAUGCAAGGACAAUUUCAAGUUCAUCAACCUCAGAUGCAGCCACAAGUUCCAAGGCAGCAUAUUCAAGGUCAGCCUCAGAUGCAGCCACAACAUGGUCAUGGACAUUUUCAACCACAAGCUCAUCCUCAUCCUCCACCUCCUGUGCAUGUGCAGGCACAACCACAACCACCGUCGCCUGGUUUGCUUCCUAAUCCAAACAUUCCACCAUUGCCUUCACCAGGAACAAAUGGUCCACCCCUUUUGCCAUCACCAACUUCCCAGUUCCUGCUUCCUUCACCAAGUUUCUUUAACAUGUUGUCUCCAACACCGAGGUCACCAUAUCCUCUUCUUUCACCCGGAAGCCAGUUUCCACCGCCAUUGAGUCCAAACUUUGCAUUUUCACCAAUGGGUCAAUCUGGGAUUUUGGGUCCAGGCCCUCAGCCACCACUUUCUCCAGGAUAUGCAUUUCCUUUAUCACCUUCUGGCCUUUUCCCCAUGUCAAGCCCCAGAUGGAGGGAUCAUGGCUUUUAGAAAUUGUGAAUGACUUGUUAGAUCGGCUGCUGCAGCAUGGGUGUUUAGGAUGCAGGAACAUAUCCUUCAUCGUAGGAUUCGUUUAUAUGUUGUGCAUUGGGAUGAUUUGUACAAUCUGAUCUUAGUUGCUCAGUGGAAAUUAUAACUUUUCCAUAGUUCUUUGUCCAUACUGAUGAUUGUGAACAUGAAAGAAGUGGAUAUCAGCUGUAAGUUGUUGGUUCUCUGGCAAAAAGCUCUCUUCUUGGCGCUCUGAUGUGAUCACUUAAUUAUCAGCAAAUUCUGACAGAGUUCUAAUCGCAAGAGGAAGAUGGUAGAUUACCACCGAAACAAGCUGGCAUUACAACCACUCAAGAUUAUACUAUUUGUUUGCAGGAGCGUUUGCCACAGCCUCUGUAUUUUCUCACUGAUAAUGUCCUUUUUGGCUGAAGAAGGGAGAGGGUUGGGGUAAGUGGAUAACUUUUGCUUCUUACUUAAUCAAUGUGAACGGCAAAUGUGAAAGGAUGUUUGAGCUUUUAGAUCUUUUAAAGCCUGCAUUUCUACAGCUAAUAUAAAAAGAGAUGUUUAUUGUACAAAAACAUUCCAUGUAUCAUCUUGGUUUGAAUCGAGUGAGAUUUUUUUUAA